ACAUAAUUCUCAUCAUUAUUUGAUUAAUUAUUCGUUCAUCUCCAUUUCCAUGCCUAUGUCAAGAAACUGAUUAAUUGAUCAUUAUUUAUUGCCAAUUUCCAAAGCAAGACUCUAAAGUAAAAGAUGGGUGGAGAAGAAGAGGCUUUGGCAGACGGCAGCGGCGGAGAGGCGAAGAAUGUGGUUGCAUUCUACAAAUUAUUCGUUUUCUCGGAUUGGCUUGAUAAGAUCCUCAUGUUGGUGGGGACGUUGGGUGCCAUCGGCAAUGGCAUGAACCCGCCUCUCAUGGCCUUGCUCUUUGGUGAGCUGGCUGAUGCAUUUGGUCGUACGCAGACCGGUAACGUGCUCCCUGUCGUGUGCAAGGUCUCCCUUAAGCUGGUCUACGUCGCGCUUGGCUGCGGUGCUGCAGCAUUUCUUCAGGUGGCAUGCUGGAUGAUCACCGGAGAGAGACAAGCCGCUCGGAUCCGAACUCUCUACCUACAGACCAUUCUGCAGCAAGACAUCGCCUUCUUCGACAAGGAGGUUCACACCGGAGAAGUCAUCGGGAGGAUGUCCGGAGACACGGUCCUCAUCCAAGAUGCCAUCGGAGAGAAGGUCGGCAAGUUUGCGCAGUUGAUGGCAACCUUCUUCGGAGGCUUCAUCAUCGCCUUCAGCAAAGGGUGGCUUCUCACUCUGGUCAUGCUGUCGUCCAUUCCGCCGCUCAUGAUCUCCGGCGGGGUCAUGUCGCAAGUGGUCGCCAAGAUGGCGUCGCGUGGCCAGAACGCCUAUGCCGCCGCGGCGGUUGUGGUGGAGCAGACCAUUGGCGCCAUUAGAACUGUUGCCUCGUAUACAGGGGAGAAGAGGGCUAUGAGUGAGUACAACAAGUCUCUCGACAGCGCUUACAAAUCAUCUGUGCAACAAGGCCUAGCCACGGGGCUCGGCCUCGGCACCGUCAUGUUCAUGAUGUUUUGCAGCUACGGCUUGGCCGUUUGGUACGGCGCCAAGAUGAUUCUUGAAAAGGGCCACUCUGGUGGUGAAGUAUUCACAGUCAUUGUCGCAGUUCUAACUGGCUCACUGUCUUUGGGGCAAGCCUCUCCCUGCUUGACAGCGUUCGCAGCAGGGCGAGCCGCGGCCUACAAGAUGUUCGAGACCAUCGACAGGAAGCCCGAGAUCGAUCCAUUCGACAGCAGAGGGAAGGUGUUGAGCGACAUUGCUGGAGAUAUAGAGCUGAGAGAUGUAUGCUUUAGUUAUCCAGCUAGGCCUACCGAGCUCAUUUUUACUGACUUCUCUCUCAGCAUCCCACGUGGCACUACUGCCGCGUUGGUGGGACAGAGUGGGAGUGGCAAGUCCACCGUGGUUAGCCUCAUCGAGAGAUUCUACGAUCCACAGAGUGGUCAGGUUCUGAUUGAUGGGACCGACCUCAGGGAAUUCCAGCUCAAGUGGAUCAGGUCAAAGAUCGGGCUCGUGAGCCAGGAGCCGGUAUUGUUCAUGGGAAGCAUCAAGGACAACAUUGCCUACGGCAAGGAUGGCGCCACUGAUCAAGAGAUUAGAGGCGCCGCUGAGCUUGCUAAUGCUGCUAAGUUCAUUGAUAAGCUGCCGCAGGGGUUCGAUACUUGGGUUGGUGAGCACGGGACUCAGCUAUCCGGGGGGCAGAAGCAGAGGAUUGCCAUAGCACGGGCUAUUCUGAAGGAUCCGCGGAUUUUGCUUCUGGACGAGGCUACAAGCGCGCUGGAUGCAGAGUCGGAGAGAGUAGUUCAGGAGGCGCUUGAUCGGAUCAUGGUGAACAGGACGACCGUGAUAGUCGCACAUCGUCUAACCACAGUUAGGAAUGCUAACAUGAUUGCAGUGAUUCAUAAAGGAAAAAUGGUUGAGAAAGGCACCCAUACGGAGUUGUUGGAGGAUCCGGAAGGCGCGUAUUCUCAGCUUGUACGGCUUCAAGAAGCGCGUAAUGAAGAAGAUGAUGUUGUGGAGGAGCCAGAUUAUGCGGAUGAGUACAGCAGGCAAGCGAGCCAGAAGCCAACGCUCGCAAAUCUAAUGAGUCAAAGAUCGUCCAGGUUCAGAAGUGGGAGCCACAACUCAAUUUCCAUCUCCUUCAGCCUAUCCAGAGGGGUGAGUGUUUCGAGGAACGAGUACGAGGAGUUGGAGCUUGAAUCUGAUAAGAAGAAGCACCCUGAGGUGCCUCUGUCGCGGCUGGCCGCCCUCAACAGGCCUGAGGCGCCAGCUCUGUCAGCCGGCACUCUGGCUGCAAUUGUGAAUGGGGCAAUAGUCCCAUUUUUCGGCAUCCUACUGUCACUUGUGAUCAAGACGUUCUACGAGCCGCCUCACAAGAUGAGGCAAGACUCCAAGUUCUGGGCCGUCAUGUUUGUGGCUCUGGGAGUGGUGUCUCUGGUGGCAUACCCGCUACGGACGUACUUCUUUGGCGUGGCUGGUUGCAGGCUCAUCAGGAGGAUCCGAAUGAUGUGUUUUGAGAAGGUGGUGAACAUGGAGGUUGCUUGGUUUGACGAGGCUGAGAAUUCGAGUGGGGUGAUUGGCGCGAGGUUGUCGGCCGAUGCAGCUACUAUUCGAGCUCUAGUUGGAGAUGCUUUGGCGCAGAUUGUACAAGAUCUUUCCUCUGCAAUCGUGGGGCUUGUUAUAGCCUUCUUUGCUUGUUGGCAGCUGGCUUUGAUUGUUCUUGGAUUGGUGCCUCUCAUUGCUCUCAAUGGAUAUAUCCAACUCAAAUUCAUGAUGGGAUUCAGCGCGGAUGCUAAGGUGAUGUAUGAGGAAGCAAGUCAAGUGGCUAAUGAUGCUGUAGGAACAAUUAGAACUGUGGCUUCUUAUUGUGCAGAGGAAAAGAUUAUGGAAAUGUACAAGAAAAAGUGUGAAGGGCCAGUGAAGAUGGGGAUAAAGCAAGGAUUGAUUAGUGGCACCGGUUUCGGGCUAUCUUUAGCCUUGUUAUUCUUCGCCUAUGCCACAGCCUUCUAUGCCGGAGCUCGGCUUGUUGAGUCCGGGAAGACAACUUUCGCAGAUGUGUUUCGUGUUUUCUUUGCGAUAAACAUGGCGGCCGUCGCUGUGUCCCAAUCGAGCACGUUUGCCCCGGACUCGAGCAAGGCAAAGAGCGCAACAGCUUCCAUAUUUGCUAUCCUAGACAGAAGAUCAAACAUUGAUCCCAGUGAUGAAUCUGGCACCAUCCUGGAGAAUUUAAAAGGGGAAAUUGAGCUAAGACAUAUAAGCUUCAAGUAUCCUACUAGGCCUAAUAUCAGAAUCUUCAGAGACCUCUCACUAACAAUUCACAGUGGCAAGACAGUGGCGCUGGUGGGGGAGAGUGGGAGUGGGAAAUCAACGGUGAUCGCCCUGCUGCAGAGAUUCUACAAUCCCGACUCAGGUGUGAUCACCGUUGACGGAAUCGACAUCCAGAAGAUGAAUCUAAAAUGGCUAAGGCAACAAAUGGGACUAGUAAGCCAAGAGCCAGUCCUCUUCAGUGGCACAAUCAGAGACAACAUAGCCUACGGCGGCAAGGGAGGGAACGCUACAGAGGCCGAGAUCACGGCCGCAGCCAAUCUAGCCAACGCCCACAGCUUCAUCAGCGGGCUGCAGCAGGGGUACGACACCACGGUGGGCGACCGUGGGGUCCAGCUGUCUGGCGGGCAGAAGCAGAGGAUUGCCAUAGCGCGGGCCAUUGUGAAGUCCCCGCAGAUAUUGCUGCUGGACGAGGCCACGAGCGCUCUGGACGCGGAGUCCGAGAGGGUGGUGCAGGAUGCACUCGAUCGGGUGAUGGUGAACCGGACCACGGUGGUGGUGGCGCACAGGCUGUCGACGAUCAAGAAUGCUGAUGUGAUUGCGGUGGUGAAGAAUGGAGUGAUUGUGGAGAAAGGGAAGCAUGAUUCUCUUAUUAGUAUUAAAGAUGGGUUCUAUGCAUCACUUGUGGCAUUGCAUAUGGCCGCUACAUGAUUCAAUUUUUUUUUGGUAAUUUUACUACUUGAAGUAUUAUACCAAUAUAUAUAGAUGUAGAUCAGAUUGUGAUAGUAAAUAAAAGGCCAAGUACGUACCUUUAUAUACCUUAAUUGCACAAGUGUAUU
Messenger RNA from Salvia splendens (bonfire salvia), 4031 nucleotides. Its product is annotated as ABC transporter B family member 4. Gene Ontology annotation, biological process: oligopeptide export from mitochondrion. NCBI's taxonomy places the organism in Eukaryota, Viridiplantae, Streptophyta, Magnoliopsida, Lamiales, Lamiaceae. Gene Ontology annotation, molecular function: ABC-type oligopeptide transporter activity; ATP hydrolysis activity; ATP binding. Bases 124 to 3903 code for a protein of 1259 amino acids. Gene Ontology annotation, cellular component: mitochondrial inner membrane. The record is from RefSeq and is a predicted model, not a curated record. The transcript has 9 exons.